Messenger RNA from Cladocopium goreaui, 543 nucleotides. The record is from the annotation of a GenBank genome assembly. Lineage: Eukaryota; Dinophyceae; Suessiales; Symbiodiniaceae.
AUGCUCAUGCUGAGAGUAGACGUUUUAACCUGCUACUUGCGGAAGAAGCAAACGUGGCGGAUGUCGCCUGCUGUUUGCGAGACAGGCUGGGUCUGCCACAGCACAUUCAACUGGAGCUGCCGCAGGCGAAGUGCAUGUGCAGGUGCCGGCAACAGCUUUGAUGAGACUUCCAGAAGAGGUGGAGCCCGUCCCGGCCAGCGCCGUGCUCAACACAGAGCUGGCGCACGAACGGGCGCUGAUGGCAUGGACAAGAACGAGUUUGGCGACGACAAAAAUGAUGCGACUUCUUUGGAAUUGGCAGUGUUUUGCUUCGCCUUCGUGCCCAUUGCCUACGACAAGAGAUUCAAAAUCUCCUACUCCAUGAUCUUAAGCAUUGCCCUGGUGGUCGUAGCGACUCUGGCGCUGCUAGUUGGAUGGCAACGCUAUCAUCAGGUGAAACAGCUGGGAAUGCUGAGGGCAAGACGCAUCGACGUUCGCCCUGCAUUCUUUUGUGUCAUUCUUUAUGUGGUCCUUUGCUGUGGCUGUGUGGUUCUGAAAUUCUGA